GCAUCAACUAGCGCCCAAUAAUCUAGUGAAAACAAACACCCACGCAGUUGACAGCUGCUUCAAAAAUAAAAAAGCAUCGCCAAUCUGUAAUUUUCAGAUCAUUUCCGCUUGAAAUGGGUUGUUUCGGACGUUUCCACUAACGGAAGUGAGUUUCCAGCCUCUGUGGUUCCCACCUGCCUGAAAGGAUCAUAAAAAGAUUCAAGAUGCUGCGAGAAAGUUCUAAGGCAUGGAGCAACGGCUCAGAAGCCUACAGCAGCGAUCCAGAAGAGGAUGAGGAAGAGGAAGAGGACAUGGUGUUUGGGGAGAGUGAUCAGGAUGGCAUUGCAGAGGAGAUGAUGGACCUAAGCGACCUUCCCACAGCUCUCUUUGCAUGCAGCGUCCAUGAAGCUGUGUUUGAACAGGAUACACACAGGGAGAGAUUUGAAGCAUUGUUCAGGAUCUACGACGAACACACAACUUUCCAGAUGUUCAAAAGCUUCAGGAGAGUCCGUAUCAACUUCAGCACCCCAGAAGCAGCUGCCCGCGCUCGCAUCGAGCUGCACGAAUCCGAGUUCAACGGCAAGAAGUUGAAACUCUAUUUUGCUCAGAUCCAGAACGGCGAUGAGGACAUCGACAAGUCGUAUCUGGCACCCCCCCAGCCAGUUAAACAGUUUCUGAUCUCGCCGCCUGCCUCACCACCUGUGGGCUGGAGCCAGAGUGAAGACGCUACACCUGUCAUCAACUACGACCUGCUGUGCGCUGUAGCCAAGCUAGGGCCAGGUGAAAAGUAUGAACUCCACGCAGGGACAGAGUCCACCCCCAGUGUGGUCGUCCACGUGUGUGAGAGUGAAACAGAGGAAGAUGAGGCGGCACGGCCAAAGCAGCAGAUUGUCCAGACCAGACGUCCCGACGGGCCUCCAACGGUCUUUAACUAGAGAGGUCCCUCCACCCACCUGACAUCAGUGCGGUCCCUGACCGCCCUUUAAACCUGCAACACACCUGCCCUCUCUCUCUCGUCUCUGCACUCACAGAGAGCGUCGAUGCCCCUCAUUUCAGUUCAACUGCAAGCAAAAACAAACCAACAAACAUUGCUCAAAGACGGUGUUUGUGGGGGAGCGUGGCGAUGGAAUGAGGCGGCUUGAAGGGAAUGGAUGAGAAUCACACACAUACACUCAUCACAUUCUGGGGACAGCGUGGUGAUUGGCGGGCAUGCUUGCCUCCACCCCACCAAUGCCCCUCGUUUUCAGCAAGGGGGUCAAAAUACCUGUCCCACCGCAGGCACCUGUCACUUAUCACACACCCUCAGCUCUCAUUGCUAGUCCUGCUCAGUAGCUUGCUUGUCGGUUAGCUUGUUAGCCGUACCUCUCCUUUGGUAUCACAGUCAUGUGUACAGUAAUAUUUGCUUACAGACUUGCAACACCUCAAAGCAAAGACAUUUUUUAUUUUAUUAUUUUUAAAUUGUUUUCUGAUGAUAUAAAUCGAUAAAAACAGACUAUUUUUCUUCUUUUUCAUCCACUUUCAUAUCUGCUGGUUUGCUUGCAUCAGGAUUGAGUGUGUGAUGUUCCCGUUCUUGUCUGCAUGUAUAUACUGUAUUACGAAAAUAAUAAAAACAACUAAAAAUAUAUCAUACAGAAAGAGAAAUACUAAUAAGUUGUCUGAAGAAAAAGGAACCUAUUUAACAUCACACACAGCACGAAGCGCCAUAUGUGACUAACAAGGUUGUGGUGGUUUGAUUUUUUUUUCUUUGUUUUUGUCUUUUUUUUUUUUUUUUUUUGCUAAACUAAAUGUGUAUUCUUACUAUGUAUUUGAUACCCCAAUACUGUUUGCAUGCCUAGUUACUUCAAUAGAUGAGGAGCUGAGGUGUUUUUUUUUUUUUUUGUUUGUUUGUUUUUUUAUUAUUUGUGAUGACAGGGAAAUGCUGUGACGCUUUCGACACAAGUGCAUAUUCCCAGCAGUUUAUAGUGACGUCCUUUUUGGGGGGAAAAAACUGAAUGAGGUUUUUUAUAAUAGUGACGGCUCAUUCUUCAGCUUGAUGACAAAUUUACAUUUGUCGCUUUUGUGGAGAUUUGAUGGAUCAGAGACACUUCCUCCUCCCCAUUUCUUCAAGGGGUUUGGGAUGUUUUGUUUUCUGAUUGUGUUUGCUAUACUUCACAUCUUUAAUAUCUUGAUUUCACUAAUCAAAUCCACCUUUAAUGUGUCAGGUUUCCUCUGAAACCAGCUACUGCUUGUUUUGCACUGAGAAGUUUUUUUUGAUGUCUCCAAGCAAUUGCAGGACUCGUGACCGUCUCCUGCUGCACACCAGAACACUGCUCUGCUUCUUGCUAUACAUGAUGAGCAGUAAAAUAUGUGGAUAUACUCCAUUUAGAGAUUCAAGAUUCAAGAUUCAAUUGCAGCUUUCCUGAAAGCAUUUCGUAGAGAAAAGGGGAAAAUUAGAUUCCCUCAUGAGAUACCAACUGACGUAUCAACCAAAGCAUUCACUCACCUCACAUUGUCAUGGCAACAUAUUAUUUUUCAUACUCACUAAUAUAGCUCAUUGAAAUAAGUACAGAGAAAACAUGUUUUGCCCACGUAGCCGUGGUGGUUUCUCUUUUUUUUUGUAUAGCUCAUUUGACUUUUAUUGCAGUGUAUUCUUAAACUUGUUUUAUUUUACAUUCUUUACUAUAAAUAUUUCAGUUCUUGGGACGCAACAUGAGCAAAUACUUUUAACUGGGCUUUUGGAUGUUAGAGAUGAGUCUGAACAUUUUCAAUAUUAUUAAGCAGGCAUGAAAUCUGAAUAUACUUUUAUGCUAUAAUAAUAUUACUUAGCAAAAGACAAGUCUGUGUGCAUGUGAGCACUUUACUAUUAGUGUUUCCUUUAUUUCUUUCAUAGUCUUUUAGACAAAGUUGGAAGCACAUUUCUUUGUUUUCUUGAGAUUUUUUUCUUCCAUCUUGAGCUAAACACCUGGUUAGCCUUUUCACCAGCAUAUUACAGUGAGUGAAACACUCCCUUUCUGCCUCGUGUGAACCUUUCAGGCCUUUUGGAUCUGUGAGUGUACUUCUGAAAAGGCGUUGGCAUGUAACACAGUUGGAGGUUUGAAACGAGGUGGGAUGACAGAGCAAAACAAAAACCAAUACCUUUUUGUUUUUGUGUUUGUCCAUGAGAAAUAUUUAUUUUCUGAGAAAGCGAAAUGGUUCUGUGAAAUGCAGGGUGCUGUUUUACUGCAGUAAAGCUGUCGCAGUUGUCCGAGCAGGCGGCAUCGUGGUGGAUGGUGAUCAGGAGGAAACGCACUCAUGAAGUUUUAUGUUUUUUUUUUUGUUUUGUUUUGUUUGUUUUUUUACUGUGUGGUCAUUGUGUUUCAGAGUGGUGCACUUUGGUCACAGUUGAUCAGAAAAUGUAUAUUUAUGUACAUAAUAUGCCUUUUUUUCUGUUGCUGAGGCCAGUCCCAGUGUGCAGUUUGUUAUAGCUUCUCUUGGCACUGUUGUAAUGGAAACAAACAAAAAAAAAAGACAAAAUGUGUAAAAUUAAGUCCUGAAGAUGCUCAAUCAAAACAAACUGUCAUGGUGUUGUGUUCAACAUGGACUCGGUUUGAAUGUUUCUUUGAUUUAUGGGGAACGUCUACGAAAAAGCUCAAUAAUACCGUUAUAACUGUCACUGUUGUACUGUUUCUGUUGAAAUCUGAAUAAUGUGUCUUGUAUUGUAGAAAUCCAGAAAACAAAGUAGCAAAAUAAGCAAUAAUUUACAGUUCUAUAAUACCAGUAUGUGUAUUUUACAUGUUCUGUACUUAUUUCUCAGACAUGGUCUCUGUCUCUGACAGUAUCCGCUUCUAUUUGUGUAGUAUGAUAGUCAUUUGUUUCACAUAAAAAAAAGUACAUAAAGACUUAUUCUUAAAAGCCA
Messenger RNA from Melanotaenia boesemani (Boeseman's rainbowfish), 3853 nucleotides. RefSeq names its product regulator of calcineurin 3 (gene rcan3). Gene Ontology annotation, biological process: calcium-mediated signaling. NCBI's taxonomy places the organism in Eukaryota, Metazoa, Chordata, Actinopteri, Atheriniformes, Melanotaeniidae. Gene Ontology annotation, cellular component: nucleus; cytoplasm. Gene Ontology annotation, molecular function: nucleic acid binding; calcium-dependent protein serine/threonine phosphatase regulator activity. The record is from RefSeq and is a predicted model, not a curated record. The transcript has 5 exons. The coding region runs from base 204 to 914 and encodes 236 amino acids.